Molecule: messenger RNA, 1152 nt
Organism: Owenia fusiformis
Lineage: Eukaryota; Metazoa; Annelida; Polychaeta; Sabellida; Oweniidae
Source: the annotation of a GenBank genome assembly
CCAGUCAGUCGAUCUGUUGUCGUUAAAAUUAAAAAAUCUGAAAUUCAUGGAUAUUUACUAAGAACAUUUGCUGAAAUACAAGGCUACCUAGCAGCCCUAAUUCCAAAAGUACACCGGUGAAUAUGUCCCGACAAAUUGGAAGAAGUGUGGAUCCAAAGAAAGUGAGUGGGGAGCUGUUCACUCUGACAUAUGGUGCCCUUGUCUCUCAACUUAUCAAAGAUUAUGAAAAUGAGGAUGAUGUCAAUAAACAACUCGACAAAAUGGGUUACAAUAUAGGAGUGCGGCUGAUAGAAGACUUCUUGGCCAGGUCUAAUGUUGGAAGAUGUCAUGACUUCAGAGAGACGGCAGAUGUCAUUUCAAAAGUUGGUUUCAAAAUGUUUCUUGGUAUUACCCCCGUUGUGACAAACUGGAGUCCUGCUGGGGAUGAGUUUUCCCUCCUUUUAGAAAACAACCCCCUCACUGACUUUGUCGAACUACCAGAUGGCCACAGCAACCUCAGCUAUUCUAACAUAAUGUGUGGUGUACUCAGAGGUGCAUUAGAGAUGGUUCAACUAGAUGUAGAUGUAAGAUUUGAACAAGACCAGUUAAAAGGGGACAAUAUCACAGAAAUCAGAUUAAAGUUUAUUAAAAGACUAGAAGAUGCAGUACCAGUUGGCGAAGACUGAGAAUUGACAAUUCUUGUAAAAUAGAAUGAAUAAAAGAGGAAAUAGCAGAGUAAACCAUAUGGGGUUCAACAAAGCAGAAAUUCAUAAACCAGGUCCUCAUUUUGAAAGUUAAAGGAAAUAUUAAAAUAUUGUGAUGCAUUCCAUAAGUGUUUUAUAUGAGGUAAUGCGAACAUAGUGAUAUACGAUAUCUUCUAGAUAUCUGUCAGAGAUGAAGUUCUGACCUUAAAUUCAUAAAAAAUAUUAAUUGAUAACAAUGUGUUAAUUCUACGAGAGGUCUGAACCUAGAUAAGCCAAUGCAUUUUCUUCUUUCAGAACCAUAAUUUCCAUAUGAGUAUCUUAUAUUGUAUUAUUACAUGUAGAAUCAACACUUCAGCACCCUCCAAACUGCACUCUAAAAUCAUGGUGCAGAAUGGAACAUUGAGAAUAUGGUUCUGCACAGUGUUCAUGGUACUAGUACUAGUACCAUAAGGCACUAUUUUAAUCUACG